AUGUCUUACAACAACGAUAACGAUCGCUCCUACGGCUCUGGAGGCAACGACUCCUACGGCUCGUCCAACCGCGGCGGUGAUUCGUAUGGUUCGUCGGACAACAAUGACUCGUACGGCUCGUCUGGAAACAACGACUCCUAUGGCUCGUCUAACCGUAACGACAAAACCUCUGGCUCUUCUGGCCGCGAUGGUAACGACUCCUACCGCUCGUCUUCAAACAACGACUCCUACGGCUCAUCUGGUAACAACCAGUCCUACGGCUCGUCUGGAAACAACGACUCCUACGGCUCAUCUAACAACGACUCCUACGGCUCGUCCAACCGUGACGACAACACCUCUGGCUCUUCUGGCCGCGGUGGUAACGACUCCUAUGGCUCGUCUUCAAACAACGACUCCUACGGCUCAUCUGGUAACAACCAGUCCUACGGCUCGUCCAGCAACAACGACAACACCUAUGGCUCUUCUAGCCGCGGUGGUAACGACUCCUACGGCUCGUCCGGUAACAACGACUCCUACGGCUCGUCCGGUAACAACGACUCCUACGGCUCGUCCAACCGUGACGACAACACCUCUGGCUCUUCUGGCCGCGGUGGUAACGACUCCUAUGGCUCGUCUGGAAACAACGACUCCUACGGCUCUUCGGGCCGCAGUGGUAACGACUCCUACGGCUCCUCCGGCGGUAAUGACACCUAUGGCUCGUCUGGCAACGACUCCUACGGCUCGUCCCGCAGCGGCGGUGAUAGUACCGUCGGAAAGCUCAUGGAAAAGGCUGGCGACCUUCUUGGAAAUGACAGCUUGCAGGAGCGCGGUCAGGAGAGACGCGAGCGGAACAACAAUGAUGACUAUUAA
Molecule: messenger RNA, 849 nt
Organism: Penicillium canariense
Lineage: Eukaryota; Fungi; Ascomycota; Eurotiomycetes; Eurotiales; Aspergillaceae
Product: Stress protein DDR48
Exons: 2
Coding region: 1-849 (282 amino acids)
Source: RefSeq, a predicted model, not a curated record